Trypanosoma grayi is the source of this 705-nucleotide messenger RNA. RefSeq lists its product as hypothetical. The record is from RefSeq and is a predicted model, not a curated record. The transcript has a single exon. NCBI's taxonomy places the organism in Eukaryota, Euglenozoa, Kinetoplastea, Trypanosomatida, Trypanosomatidae. The coding region runs from base 1 to 705 and encodes 234 amino acids.
AUGGAGAGUAAUGAGUUACCUCCAAAUAAUGGACAGCACCAGCGUCCACAUGACAGGACCGCAGAGAAGGAAGAGAAGGGGGACGUCGACAACUCUUUGAAUAGCCCGAAAAGAGCUUCAGGUGCGAAGAAUGACGCCGAAGGUUCUGCCUACCCAUCACCUGCAGUAAACACACCUGAGGCUGAGAGCGCUGCUGACGAUCACCCCAAGGGGGAACCUGUUGAGAGUGCUGCUCAGGCUGCAGUUGAACAAAGUGGUGCCGUGCAAUCACAGACAUCAUCCGCCUCUACUUCUACGAGUGCCACGGAAAUCACAGGCAACAGCAAGCUGAGCAGCAGUCCGUCGACCGACAAGGGCCAAGACUCGAAGGCGGUGGACAGCAGCAGCGUUCCUGUGUGGGUGCAUGCACCUCCGCUGCUGCUGCUGCUAUCUGUGAUGUGGCUGGGUGGUCUGGCUNACAGAAGCCACAAGCAGCAGCCAGCCGAGCAGCAGUCCGUCAACCGACAAGGGCCAAGACACGAAGGCGGUGGACAGCAGCAGCGUUCCUGUGUGGGUGCAUGCACCUCCGCUGCUGCUGCUGCUAUCUGUGAUGUGGCUGGCUGUGACUGCUGUGUGCUGAGCCCCGCCACUGGGGACGCGGGGUGUGGUGCCCCACGCUGUGCGCUGCUGUUUCAUGGUGGAUGUGUUUCUCCCUUCUAUUCGUAA